Messenger RNA from Mizuhopecten yessoensis (Yesso scallop), 3383 nucleotides. RefSeq names its product O-acetyl-ADP-ribose deacetylase 1-like. Lineage: Eukaryota; Metazoa; Mollusca; Bivalvia; Pectinida; Pectinidae. The transcript is spliced from 4 exons. The record is from RefSeq and is a predicted model, not a curated record. Bases 95 to 622 code for a protein of 175 amino acids. Gene Ontology annotation, biological process: peptidyl-glutamate ADP-deribosylation.
CGGAAGUGAUUGUUUGAUCGCUAAGUUAGCACUGACUUCUGAAAUAGUAUAUUGCACAAGCUUCUUGUAACCUGCAUGUAUAUGUGAACAACGAAUGCAGACAUCGAGGAUUGUCACAUUUUUUCGACCAGUUCACACAUUUACUAGGAAUAUGGCGACUGCCUCUUCUAAUGUGACCUUCAAGUUUAAUCAGGUGGAGGGAGAUCUAUUCUCCUGUCCUGAAACAGAGUCCUUGGCCCACUGUAUCAGUGAAGAUAUCCGUAUGGGCAAAGGAAUUGCUGUCUUGUUCAAGAAAAAGUUUGGCAGAGUGGAUGAACUCAAGGCAAUGAAGAGGAAAACUGGUGAAUUGGCAGUUCUACGGGUCGGUAAACGAUUUGUGUACAACCUAAUAACCAAACCUAAAGCUAACGAUAAACCAACCUAUGACACGUUGAGAGCCAGUUUAAAGGAGAUGAAGAAACACUGUGUGAGGUACAAUGUGACCUCAGUGUCCAUGCCUUGUAUUGGCUGUGGCCUGGACCGUCUCAACUGGGAGGAGGUUUCUACAAUGAUAUGCGAAACCUUCAGCGAUACAGGAAUGACAAUAACUGUUUAUCAGUUUCCUCCAAAAACCAAAACAUAAACAAAUUUACCAGUGGAACCUAUUUAUGCAACCACAGAACCACUACUUUGGUUCGAAGACCUCAUGCUUUCGGAUUAGUAUUCAGACUCAAUUGUAUAUUGAAAUGUAUAUAACUGUACAUAUCAAGCAUAUACAGGUUUGAAUAUUGAGCAAUCAAAUGUUAAUGUGGGACUACACUAUAUCAUCUGUGAACUUCGUAAAACACAAAUUCAAUAUGUCUGAUGAAUGUGGCAUGGAAUAUUUUGUACCUGCCACGGAAACAUCACUUGUUAGAGUUUCAUUUGUUGUGCUUUGUAGCGUGCCGAAAUGUGAAAACAACCCAAUAUGUGAAACAGGAAAAAAUUAUUGAACUAAUUAAUUACUGUGUUUAAAUUACUUAUUAUUCAAACUAACUCUAAUGUGAACCAUCCCAACUACCCCGUAAUUAAAUCCACUAAUUAGCAACACAAAUGAAUUCAAUAUAGUUUUUCCUGUUUUCACAUAUUGGCACACUACAGUGCUUUAUGAACUUUAUACAGUCUAUGUUUACCGAUCUGGAGAAAAAGUUUUGAAAUAAAAAAAUAAUGUAUACACCAGAGUGGCUCUAUAUAACCUGUGUAUUGUGAUAUGAUUGGAAUACCAUUAUAACAGAUACAUUUUGUAAAUACGACUUCUCUAACUAAUACAAUACAUACCGUCAUACAACCUCUGGAAACCAAUAUUUUUUAUAUAUACCUGUUUUUUUUAUUGGAUAUAUAGAGAAUCUGUUAUAAGUUUUCCUUCAUAAUAGAUUUAUGAUACAAGUUUUAGAAUUUUCAUAUUAGCUUGCCAAAGGUUCGCAAACAUGAAAAAUCUAAAAUGAGUAUCAUGAAUCCAAUAUGAAGGGAAACAAAUGACAGAUUCUUUUUUAUCAUAUGAUCUGAAACGAAUAUUUUGCACUUGGUCGCCUCUGAAAUGAUGAAAAUUGCGUCCGCUUCACAAUGACGUUACGUCACAUUGAUUGUUCCUAUUCAAUUGUGACGUCAUUUCCGGAAUGAUGAUUCACACAUGCUACAUAAACAUAAUUUAUGUGAUGACUUCAUGACACUGCAUAACACGGUAUUCAUAUGAUAAAUUGUGAUAUGGCAUUUUCUUGCUUGGUGACAUGAAAACUGGUUAAUUAAUUAAAACAAAAUAAAAUGUCAUGGAUUUAACAUUCAGUUGCUCAGUAUGUACUACAAAAUUAGACAUAAAAACUUGAUACACAAAUAUUUAUUUUUAUUAUGGUAAUGAAAAUUAGGGAAACAUUGCGACAUGUAUCACACUUUUUGUUAUUGACAUUUUAAUUUUAUCAUGAAAAUAUUUUGUUAGAUCCAGCCCUAUAAGACAUUGUGUGGUGUGGGAUUUUAUGUUUUAACAAAUUCUUUUUAAAUUGAUAAGUAUACAUGUACAAUAGCUGUAUUUCAAAUUUGCCUUCUCCAGAAGUCUGUUUGUUAGCGGACAAGCUAUAUGUUGAAAUCUAACUGUGUGUUUAUUAUCAAACAAGUAAAUAUCUUUGACUAAAUGAUCCAGAUAAUUUUAGAUUGGUUUAUCAUUAAUUGAAUAUAUAUUUUACAUUGCAAUUUUUAUUUUGCCCUUAGAUUAAAAGUCAGUUGCAGAUAAAAAUGUGCCUAAAUACAGCUUUUUGUUAUGUAAUCUCUUGAUUUACUAUGUAAACUUUUAAUCAAACAAGGCAUUGUAUGGAUGGUUGUGAAUUCUAUAUUCGUCCUUUUGUUUAAGUUUUGUACGGAUACAAAGUAUUCCUUUUUUUUUUUUUUUAAUUUUUAAAUUUUUGAACAUUUUUUUGCCAGCAAUGGAUACUAAAAUAGCUCUACAUAUACAACUUAGUUUUGGGAUACCUAGAGUAAGAUCUUUAUUCUAGGAUUAAAACAAAAUUUGGGAGAAACUUUUACUGAAUUUAUUAGGGACCAUUUUUAAGGUUUCGGGAUGAUGGUUUUAUUAUAAGGCCCCCUGAUAAGGUUUAAGAGGAAUUUCAGAACCUGUUUAAAUCAUUACAUCCUUCUUUAUCUUUCUUAGACAUUUUAGUUCUUUAUAGGUUCGAAAGCCUAGAACAUGUAUUUGAAAUGAUAUUGAUUUAAUUCAAUGCUUCUUUGGACAGUUCGCUCAACGGAGACAAUUAAGAUUUAUAAUUUAUAAACCUAAAUCUUAAGAUUUUUGGAGCAAAUACAAAAUAAUGCUAUUUGGUAUUAGUAAUAAUUGAUUUUGCAAAUCACUCGGUUGUAUUUGUGUGUACGGUUGACAGUUCUAUACAUGUAAUUGGUUAUCGGGGAAUGAGAAAUGUGUGAGCUAUUUAAGGAGUGUAAAGUGACAGAUAGGGCUAGCCUAGCCUAUGGUUUGUCGGUGGUCAAAAUUUACCUGAUGGUGAGAUGUAGUUGUGAUUCAAAGCAAGCUUAUAGAGAAGCCUCCAGUAGAGAAAUUCUUGUCUGAUAUCCUGAUUAUAUUUCACCUGAUUAAAUAUUGAUGGAAAUAUAUUUAUCAAUUGUUUGAUUGAAUAUAUAAUUGCAGCUAUGCACCAUCCCCCUCCCCUGUCCAGCCCCCCCCCUCCGUCCAUGUUAUCAUAUUUUGUUUCCACAUAAUCACUUUAAUCUCAUCUCAUUUAACUUUGAUGAAAUUUACAUCAGCAUCCACAAUAUACAAAGAUUACAAAUAAUUUUGUUUAUCAGAACCUUUUUAGUAAUUAUUCGAUUUACAAAAUUUGACAUUCUUGUCAGACAAGAUACCCUGUAAGGUAAAUAAGUGUCUA